AUGGUCGGAGUGCUGAACCUCUCAUACCCCAACAACCGUCUGUCCUUCGAGGAGCACGUUAAGAUGUCCGAGAACCAUUUCGACGAAUACGAACACUACAAUUUCGACCAGGACAAGUACCUGGGCGCCGGCCACUCCGGAAAGCAGCGGACGAAGAAAGAGGCAAGCGAGCACACGAACCAUCACGACCCGUCCGGACACGUGAGGAAAAUCGUCGUCAAGAUGCAGAACACCGAGGCCAACAAGAAGAAGGUGGAGAAAAAAGGAAGCAACAACAGUUAG
Molecule: messenger RNA, 282 nt
Organism: Darwinula stevensoni
Lineage: Eukaryota; Metazoa; Arthropoda; Ostracoda; Podocopida; Darwinulidae
Source: the annotation of a GenBank genome assembly